CCUAGUGUCUUGAGGCAGCCAUCUUGAGGCGCCUCCCCUUUCCUUGCAUAUAGCGACGAUAAGCACGCUCUUCCACGCCACGCCUCAUCACCAUGUCUUCCGACGCAUCGCAGCACGACCUGGCCCAUCUGGCCAGCAGCACAUCGACCUCUUCCCACCCCACGGCGGCCUCAAUCGUCCAAACCCUCCAACAGCGUCUUCGCUCCGACCAGCCCUACACUCGCCUCUCCUCCUCCACCCUCGUCGUCGUCAAUCCACUUCGCCCCCUCGCAAACCUCAACGAUGCGAGUGCCCAAGACUACCAGGCGCGCACCUAUGGCGGAGCGACCUGGGAGAAGGAGCGCCAGCCCUCUCCUGAAGAGGUUCUACCCCCUCACCCCUACGAGCUGGCCUGUCGUGCCUACCACAUGAUGCGGCGCACAGGAGAGCCGCAGUCCAUCCUCUCCCUCGGUUCCAGCGAUGCAGGCAAGUCCUUCGCCUCCAAACUCGUCACUGAAGAGCUCUUGCGCCUCGCAUCGUCGCACUCCCGUCAAGAGCUCAAGCAAGCACAACAGCUCAAAGCAUUCGACAUUCUCCUCACCUCGUUCGGCUGUGCAAAGACGAGGCAAAACAGUAAUGCCAGCCGAUUCCACCGCUAUCUGGAGCUGCACUUCACCCAUCAAGGGAGAUUGGCGGGGGCGACCGCUCUGACGUAUGGUUUGGAAAAGGCGCGGCUGGUCCAGCCUAUCGCGAGGGAGGAGAGGUCGUUCCACGUCUUCUAUCAAUUGCUCGCUGGUGCCACACAGCAGGAGAGGGAGGACUUCAAGCUGCAAGAUGUGACCGAAUACGCCCUCCUUUCCUCCUCGGGCUGCUAUCGUCUCCCAGCGGGUGGGGAGGUCAGCGACGAUCGUAUUGCUUUUGAGGCGUUGAGAGAUGCGAUGAAGACACUGGGAUUCAAGGGAAAACACGUCCACGCCAUCUUCACCCUACUGUCCGCCGUCCUCCUGCUGGGCAAUAUCGACUUCACUGACCGCUCUGGGGAGGAAGGGUGCGAGGUGGCCAAUCACGAGAUGCUAGACGAUGUAGCCUCGCUUUUGGGUGUAGAGGCGCACGAGCUGGGCGCAACCCUCACGAAUCGCUCGAGAUGGGUGCGCAAGGAGCUCGUCAGUCAAGUACUCACGAGGGAGGCGGCACAGAAGCAGAGGGACGGCUUGGUGAGGGACUUGUACGCCAUCCUCUUCGCAUUUGUCGUCGAGACGGCCAAUCAUCGAUUCAGCCCUGCCUCGCCCGCUGAAGCGCCACAGCGCAUCGCUCUGCUAGAUAUGCCCGGCUUCCAGCAGCAGCAGGGGCAGACGGCCACCUUCAGCGACUUCAGCAUCAAUGUGGCCAACGAGUGCCUGCUCAACUGGGUCCAACGCGCCCAUGUGGCGCAGCAAAAUGAAAUGGUCGCCGACGGCGUCGAGAUGCCCGAGGAUCUCAUCGUGGAGCAGCAAGAGGACAACACCACAGCCUGCGUCGAGCUCCUCCGCGGCAGCGUCGUAGGCACGCAAGCGACGGACCGCAAGCCAGCGGGCCUGCUGGGCUCUCUCUCCAAGCUAGGCCAAGCCGUGCGAUCGGGCGAGGCAAGGGAGGAAGAUGAGAAUGCUACACAGCGCGAGUUUGACUCCUUUGCCCCCUACGCCGCCUACGUCAAGGGCACCUCGCCCCACUCGUUUGGGGUCAAGCACUACAACUCCCCUGCUCCCACUACGUACAGCCUCUCCUCCUUCCUUGCCCAGGACAUGGAUGUACUCGACUCGGCCUUCGUCCAGCUCCUGCGUCGCUCACACACCUCCUUCGUGGCGCGCCUCUUCGCCGGACCCAGCCUGGCAACUGAGUCUCACCCACACGACCCCAACACGAUAGUCAACGCACAAGUUUCGGCACGCCCUCUCCGCGUCCCCGCGGGCUCUGAGCAGCCCCUUCUCGACCCAUCGAAACACUACGGCGUAACGCGACAGAUGAAUGCGACGCUCAGCAGCAUCCUGGGCGUGGUGGGACACACGCAGCAGUGGCGCAUGUUCUGCAUCCGUCCAAACGACAUCUCCCAGCCCGGUUCCUUCGACACACGCUCCGUCACCGCGCAAGUCGAGUCUCUACGUCUCCCCGCACUCAUCGCGCGCGCCCGAGCCCAGGAGCAAUGGGUGCGCUCCGUUCCCUACGACGAAUUCUGCCAGCGCUACAACGAGUGGAUCGCCGGGCCCUCCGCGGCUGCUGGAGCCUCAGCACCAAGAGAGAAGGCGCAGGCGUUUGUGAUUGCAAACGCUUGGCGGGAGGGAGCGGACUUUGCGUUUGGGCAGGGGAAGGUCUGGCUUGCGUAUGGCGUGUGGAGGAGGAUGGAGGAUCGACUGCGCUCUACAGAGGGAGGGGAGGACCUUGCAGCUCAGUCUGCCGCCUCGAUGUCGCUCGACGCGCUUUCACCUCCGCCGCUGGGCCGCGAUCAGAGUAUGGCGAGCCUGCUUUCUCCCAUGGGCGGGCACGGAGCACUCGCCGGGGGCGCUUCGAGCGAAGAUGAUCUGCUCCUACGCCCUAGGCCGUCGGAUGUCACCAAUCCGUUCAAUACCCCCGGCGCGGACAAGUCGAGCAUCUUCAACGACGCGGGCGGGAUGCUGGCCGGAGCUGGAGCUGGAGUUGGAGCCGGCGCAGGGUGGAACGAGUGGGAGAAGCACAACAAUGCCAACGCAGCUCGCGCUUACGGGGACAUCGACCCAGUCCUAGCAGAGAAGGCCUCCCUCCCGCGCGGCAUCGACGCCGUCGAAGAAGUAGAAACGAGCGCGAUCCGUCGCUGGUGGGUUCGCUUCGUCUGGCUCUUCACGUGGUGGAUCCCCUCGUCUCUCCUCUCCUCCUGCGGCGGCAUGAAGCGCCCGGACGUGCAGAUGGCUUGGCGCGAAAAAGUGACCAUCUGCGCCCUCAUCUUCCUCAGCUGCGCCCUCGUCCUCUUCUACAUCCUCGCCUUUGGACGCAUCCUCUGCCCCAACCAGAACAAGGCUUGGAAUGCCCAGCAGCUCAGCACGCACGCGGGCGAGGACGAUUACUACGUGGCCGUGGCGGGGAAAGUGUACGAUCUGACCAAGUUCUACAAGAGCCAGCACAGCGAUAUCUCCAAUCUGCAGGUGGAUCAGACGACGAUGCUCCAGCUGGCGGGGCAGGACCUCACGCCCUACUUCCCUGUGCCCCUCACCCUCGGCUGCCCGACGCUCGUGACCGACGAGAGCUUCACGCUCACGCUCAACUCGAACCUCACGGCCACCAUCACGCAGGCCGUGCACACCAGCGGGUCACAGCAGGCGGACCAGUCCUCGAAGCUGGCCAACAACCGGUGGUACACGCAGCGCUUCCUGCCCAAGAUGAAGGGAUACUACAAGGGGGACUACGUCUACUCGAAGAAGCAGGUCUCCAACGACUCGAGCUGGCGCACCUGGGCUAUAGUGGAUGAGAAGGUGUACGAUCUCACCAACUACCUGAAUACGGUUUCGACGUCCACGCAAGACUCGAGUGGGGGGCAGGCAGUCGCUUUCCUCGACUCUAGUAUCACGGAUCUUUUCAAGAGUCAGCCAGGGACGGACAUCACCAACGAUUAUCACAAGGCCAUGAAUUCGCUCAGCGCGACAGCUAAGGCCGCUAAUCAGAAUUGUCUGGACAAUGUCUUCUAUGCGGGCAAGACGGAUUUCAGGGACACGGCGAAGUGUCAGGUGCAGAACUACCUGCUGCUGUCCUUCUCGUGCCUCAUCGUAGCCACCAUCCUCGCAAAGUUCAUCGCCGCCCUCCAGCUCACCUCCAAGCGCAACCCGGAGCAGCAGGACAAGUUCGUCAUCUGCCAAGUGCCCUGCUACACCGAGGGCGAGGACGAGCUUCGCAAGACGAUCGACUCUAUUGCGGGCCAGAAGUACGACGAUAAGCGUAAGCUGCUCUUCAUUACUUGUGACGGGAUGAUCGUGGGGAGCGGGAACGAGACGCCUACGCCGAGGAUUGUCUUGGAUAUCCUCGGAGUUGAUCCGAAGGUCGAUCCGGAGCCGCUGAUGUUCAAGAGUAUAGCGGAGGGCUCCAAGCAGCUCAACUACGCCAAAGUCUACUCGGGCCUGUACGAGUUCGAGGGCCACGUCGUCCCCUACGUCGUCGUAGUCAAGUGCGGUCGUCCCUCUGAGCGCACCAAGCCGGGCAACAGGGGAAAGCGAGACACGCAGAUCCUCCUCAUGCGCUACCUCAACCGAGUCCACUUCGACAGUCCCAUGUACCCGAUGGAGCUGGAGAUCUACCACCAGAUGAAGAACGUCAUUGGCAUCGACCCGGCCUUCUACGAAUUCGUGCUCAUGGUCGACGCUGAUACGUCCGUCGAGCCGGAUGGUCUCAAUCGACUUGUGGCGGUGGCGGCGGACGACUCUAGGAUCAUUGCCUUGUGCGGUGAGACAACGCUUGACAACGAAGAGGGUUCUUGGUGGACGAUGAUCCAAGUCUACGAAUACUACAUCUCGCACCACCUCGCCAAAGCCUUCGAAUCCCUCUUCGGGUCCGUCACCUGUCUCCCCGGCUGUUUCUCCAUGUACCGCAUCCGCAGCGCGGACAAGGGUCGCCCCCUCUUCAUCUCGAACCGCAUCAUCGACGACUACUCGGAGAACCGCGUCGACACGCUGCACAAGAAGAAUCUCCUCCAGCUCGGUGAAGACCGUUACCUCACCACCUUGAUCCUCAAGCAUUUCCCAGCAUUCCGUACCAAAUUCACCCCAGACGCGAAAGCGCACACGGCUGCGCCUGAUCAGUUUGGGGUGCUGCUGAGUCAGAGGAGGAGGUGGAUCAACAGUACGGUGCACAACUUGGCAGAGCUGGUCCUCAUGCCUGAGCUGUGCGGCUUCUGCCUCUUCUCCAUGCGCUUCGUCGUCUUUGUCGAUUUGCUGGGGACGAUCAUCCUACCUGCGACGGUCGUGUACUUGAUCUACCUCAUCGUCACCGUGGCGACGGGGCAGGGCCAGUUCCCCCUCAUCUCGAUCAUCCUCAUCGCGGCCGUGUACGGGUUGCAGGCCAUCAUCUUCCUCGUCAAGCGACAGUGGCAGUACAUUGGUUGGCUCAUCAUCUACAUCCUCGCCUACCCAAUCUACUCCUUUUUCCUCCCGGUCUACUCCUUCUGGCAUAUGGACGACUUCUCCUGGGGCAACACGCGCGUCGUCGUCGGCGAAAAGGGCAACAAGAAGAUUAUCGCUGGCACCGACGACGAGCCGUACGACGACUCGAUGAUCCCGCUCGUACGGUUCAGCGAGUACCAGCGCGAUGUGUGGGAGCAUGGCGGGACCGUUCGUGGCGAAGGUGAUGGGAUGAGCGUUUACUCCGGCGCGCCAGGUGUGGGUGGUCCGCUCGGUGGUGGCUUUGACUCGCCCUUCGGCGGAGGGCCAAGCCACCCGCCCAGCAUGUACAAGGUGCCCUCCUACGCUGGCUCGGCCGUGGGCGGAGACAAUGCCUCUACGUACGACUACUUCCAGACGACCAACGUCCUGGGCCGCAAUGGCUCGCCCGCCCAUUCUCGCGCCAGCUCUUACGGUUUCGCCGGCCAAGGCGGCGGAGGCAGCCCCUCUCGUCCAGGCUCGCGCGCUGCGUCGACGAUGUUCAAUCCUGGCAACAACAGCGGCGGCGGCGGUGGCGGCAUGCCCCGUGCACCUUCGAUGUCGAUGCUGAGCGGCAACGCGCUGCAGCACAAUCCCAACGCCAACGCGAUGAUGACCCCAUCCUUCUCCACCGGGUCCAUGUGGGGCAUGCCCUCCUACUCCUCUACCUCGAUGCCAAUGGGAACGCCUCACCCAACCACAAUGUCCAUGUACGGCGGCUUCCCCUCUUUGCCUUCGAUGGGCACCCCAGGCAUGGGUAUGGACAAUCGCUCCUCCAUGAUGCUGUUCGGCGCCUCGCCUAUGAUGCCCGCGGGCGGCAUGAUGGCCAACCCCUUUGCGCCCAGCAACCCCGCCUCCCCCUCCGCCGCCGCUGGUGGCAGCGCCGCCCUUGGCCGUAACGAGGAGCCCAACCCGUCUGAAGAGGAGCUGCGAACCGCCAUCAUCACCUUCCUUGGCGCGCAGGCGGACCUGUACCACGUCACUAAGCGGCAGGUGCGCACGGCUGUCGAGGAUUGCUUUGUCAAUGCGGACCUCAAGAGUAAGAAGGCCACGCUUGAUCGACUUAUUGAUGCCGUGCUCAAGGGCGAGUAGCGGCGGCGUCGCGCAAGACGAUGGACACUACCGAUACGUUUCCAUAGAUCGAUUCGAAAUGCUCCUCCAUUCUCCCUCCCCCGAGCACGUAAAUGCCUACUCAGCCUUGUAUCAAAGCACGCGCACACGCACAUAACAACAUGACUCUACGACACUCCACGGUCACAUCACAUAGCCUCACGCACGCACGCACACACACACACAGAUAGUCUCGAUUCUCCCUUUG
Messenger RNA from Jaminaea rosea, 6429 nucleotides. RefSeq lists its product as hypothetical. Gene Ontology annotation, cellular component: cell septum; myosin complex; cell periphery. The record is from RefSeq and is a predicted model, not a curated record. Bases 93 to 6203 code for a protein of 2036 amino acids. The transcript is spliced from 5 exons. Gene Ontology annotation, molecular function: ATP binding; cytoskeletal motor activity; chitin synthase activity. NCBI's taxonomy places the organism in Eukaryota, Fungi, Basidiomycota, Exobasidiomycetes, Microstromatales.